AUGCUCGCGGUCACACCACGUAGGACUUAUGCGGAGAGCGUGGCUGGAAUCAGUGCAUCACCCGGUGAUCAGGGAACGGAUCCUUGCGAUCCAGCGGACGUCUACGCCGAGAUUGAGGCGGAGGAGGAUGACGAUCCUCUCUGCCCUACGAUCAGGCUAACAAAGGAGGAGGUGGAGAAGAUUCGGGCCCCUUGGCGGAAGACCUUGAUCGUCAAAGUGCUGGGCAGAAAGGUAGGCUAUGCGUACAUGAUGCGGGGACUCUCGGCCAUGUGGAAGCCAAAGGGGAGCUUGGACCUCAUUGCUUUGGAUAAGGACUAUUACCUGGUGCGGUUUGGAUCAGUAGAUGAUCUGGAGUACGCGAUGUAUGAAGGUCCAUGGAUGGUGAUGGAUCAUUACCUCAUUGUCAAGCCAAGGGAGCCGGAUUUUGAUCCCAUGAAUGAUACAACCGAGAAGAUCCUGGUAUGGGUACGUAUUCCUUGUAUUCUCGUUGAAUAUAAUGAUAUUAUUUUUCUCAGGAAGCUGGGGAAUCGCAUUGGGCGCACAGUACGCGUAGAUCAAGCAACAAGCCUGGUUUCACGUGGAAAAUUCGCUAGGAUAUGCGUGGAGACCGACAUGCGUAAGCCUCUAAUCUCUAAGUUCACUUAUGAAAAGAAGGCGCGUCAUGUCGCUUAUGAAGGCAUGCACAUGGUCUGCUUCGAGUGUGGACUCUAUGGACAUUCAAAUGAGACAUGCCCGCGAUUAAGGAAGGAGAUGGCUGAACAGGCACCUGAGACGGAGAAAGAGGCUGAUAUUCAAUCGACAAAAAAGGCGAUCACUGCAGCAAAGGACCCCAAGAUUCCUUUCAGCACGUGGAUGAUAGCGCCAAAGCGGGGUGGCAAGCCUCAGAUGGUGACAUCUGGACAGAACGAGGGGGAUGUUGAGGGGAUUCUGCAUGGAGAUGUGGCGGAACCAGAAGUUGCAGAAAACUAUGGACAAGAAAGGCCGGCUGGAGCAUCUGAGCGGGUGAAUGAAAGGGGAACGCGACAGUUGGCAGUAGGCGGUGAAAGAGGCCGGAGACCUAAUGUCGUAACUUCGGAGAAGCAGAUCGCGAAUGAUCCGGUGGUGGCGCAAGGGGUACAGCAAAAUGUAGAGGACUCAAGGCCUAGAAUUCGCCGGGAAAGCGGCGGGAGCUUACGACGGGCAGCAGAGGAGGAUGAGCACGUGGUGGUUCGAGGGGAAAGAGGGGGGUUGGUAAUACGAUCGUCAAGGGUGUACGUGGGGGACACUGGCGGCGAUGUCCCAUCACCGGUGUGGCAACCCACAAAGGAACAUCACAGUGACCCGCCAGGUAACUUUGACGAUGAGGGUGAUGUGGUCAUGGACCUGGAAGAUGGUCUUGCGCAGCACGGGAUUGGAGGUAACGGGGGAACUCAGGUGCAGGUAGUGACCCAAAACCAGCCGCCAUGGUUCUUAGCAGCAGUGUAUGGGAGUCCGACCCAUCACCUGAGACGGAGACUUUGGACCGACCUUCGCCAAUCGAAUCUUGGCAUAAAUGGACCCUGGCUCAUAGCUGAGGACUUCAAUACAGUCUUAAAUAGGGAAGAAACGAGCAACUACAGCUCAUUCUCAUCCCACCACAGCUCAGACUUUGCGAAUUGGAUUCAAGACGAAGGGCUGAUUGACAUGGGCUUCACGGGGCCCAAACUCACAUGGGUCAAAGACGGUACAAAUGAAACGCUGAAAGGAGCCAAACUAGACCGAGCCAUGUGUAAUACGGAAUGGCGCCUGCGGUUUCCAGGUGCGUGCGUAACCCAUUUAGCACGUGUGGCAUCUGACCAUGCUCCUUUGUUUAUCCAGGUACAAGGAAGACGGCAGGCCAAGGAGCCGGCACCUUUCAUCUUCCAAGCCGUGCGGCUCACUCAUUCGGACUUACAUGGUCUAGUGGAACGAUUUUGGAGGCACAAUCUUAGCGUGCCGGAGAAUGCACGACUCCUUGCGACCGAAUUAACAACUUGGAAUAAAGUUUUUUUUGGUUGUGUGUUCAAGAGCAAGAGGUCCAUUAUUGCGAGACUAAACGGGAUCCAGAAAGCAAUGGCUCUCAAUUACCAUAAGGGUCUAGCAAAGCUGGAUUUGAAGCUUAGGGAGACCUUGGCAGACAUCCUUCACUAA
This is a messenger RNA of Ipomoea nil (Japanese morning glory), 2148 nucleotides long. RefSeq lists its product as uncharacterized. Gene Ontology annotation, molecular function: zinc ion binding; nucleic acid binding. The transcript has 4 exons. Lineage: Eukaryota; Viridiplantae; Streptophyta; Magnoliopsida; Solanales; Convolvulaceae. The coding region runs from base 1 to 2148 and encodes 715 amino acids. The record is from RefSeq and is a predicted model, not a curated record.